GGAAAGCCAGCUCCACUAGGUCCAUGUUCAGGGACGACGCUUGGCCGCAGUCCAGAGAGAUAAGUGCGAUUGGAUGAAUGUGUCCUUGUUUUUACUGCUUUCCCCCCUCUUUAUGAGUGCGUGAGGUGGGCAGGAUGCCUUCAUUUCCUCCGCCUCCUCAGUGCUGAUCUCUGGAUCAAUGGACAGCAGGCUCUGAGGCUAGAGGCAAGAAAACUUUCUCAACCAUUCACGGGAUGUAUAUUCAAUGAGACUCUGGUUUUUAUGGUGAAUGUCCUCUGGAAUAUAAACGCUGAACCUUUUACCUCUGCUUUGGAUUUAUCCAGUUUUUUUUUUUUUUUGUUAUUCAUUGCUGAUCCCCUCGAUACUUAAACAUGGCUCUUUUUGUACAAGGUCUCUGUAAACAAGUGGCCAACGGAGGGAUGGCUCAGUUCCAGGAAAUGAUGCGGCAGCAGCUGGAGAGCUCCAUGCACGCUGAGCUGGAGAAGCUGCUGGACACCACCACGGGGCCCGAGAGAGAGGUGUCCAAGAAAGACUUUGAGGGCUUCAAGAGUCUCUUCCACAGAUUCCUGCAGGUCAAGGGGCCGUCAGUGGAGUGGAUCAAGAUACAGAGACCUCCAGAGGAUUCUAUCCAGCCCUACGAUAAGAUCGCCGCUCGAGGCCUGCCGGACAACGUGGCCAACAGCCUGGACAAACUGGUGGUGGUGAAGCUGAACGGAGGUCUGGGCACCAGCAUGGGCUGCAAGGGCCCCAAGAGCCUGAUCAGCGUCCGCAACGAGAACACCUUUCUGGACCUCACUGUGCAGCAGAUAGAGCACCUGAACAAGACUUACAACACAGACGUCCCCCUGGUCCUCAUGAACUCUUUCAACACAGACGAAGACACAAAGAAAAUCCUGCAGAAGUACACACACCACCGGGUGAAGAUACACACCUUCAACCAGAGCAGGUACCCUCGAGUCAACAAGGAGUCGCUGCUCCCCGUCUCCACCAAUCUGAGCACGAGCGGGCAGAACUCGGACGGCUGGUACCCCCCCGGCCACGGCGACAUCUACGCCAGCUUCUACAACUCGGGCCUGCUGGACCAGCUGAUCGCGCAGGGCAAGGAGUACAUCUUCGUGUCCAACAUCGACAACCUGGGCGCCACGGUGGACCUGCACAUCCUGCACCACCUGGUCAGCCAGCCCAACGGCAAGCGCUGCGAGUUUGUCAUGGAGGUGACGGACAAGACGCGCGCCGACGUGAAGGGAGGCACGCUGAUCGAGUACGAGGGGAAGCUGCGCCUGCUGGAGAUCGCCCAGGUGCCCAAAGCCCACGUGGAUGAGUUCAAGUCGGUGUCGAAGUUCAAGAUCUUCAACACCAACAACCUGUGGAUCUCCCUGGCCGCGAUCAAGAGGCUGCAGGAGCAGCAGGCCAUGGACAUGGAGAUCAUCGUCAACCCGAAGACUCUGGACGGCGGGCAGAACGUCAUCCAGCUGGAGACGGCGGUGGGCGCCGCUAUCAAGUGCUUCGACAACGCGCUGGGGAUCAACGUCCCGCGCAGCCGCUUCCUGCCGGUGAAGACCACGUCGGACCUGCUGCUGGUCAUGUCCAACCUGUACAGCCUGGACGCCGGCUCCCUCACCAUGAGCCCCAAGAGGGAGUUCCCCACGACGCCGCACGUCAAGCUGGGCAGCUCCUUCACCAAGGUUCAGGAGUAUCUAACCCGCUUCGAGAGCAUCCCCGACAUGCUGGAGCUGGACCACCUGACCGUGUCCGGAGACGUCACCUUCGGCAAGAACGUCUCGCUCAAGGGCACCGUCAUCAUCAUCGCCAACCACGGCGACAGGAUCGAUAUUCCCGCCGGCUCCAUGCUGGAGAACAAAAUCGUCUCCGGCAACCUCCGCAUCCUGGACCACUGAGGCCUUCCCCCUCCCAGCCCUCUCUCCCCCAUCAUCAUCAUCAUCAUCAUCCUCAUCCUCAUUGUCUUCAUCUUGAUCAUAUGACUAGGCACCGCCCCCUCCUCCCCUCCUCCCCUCCUCCCAUCAUGUGACCUUUCAUGUUGGCCCCUUGCAGCAGUGCGGCUGUGGCGCCCCCUGCUGGAGAGUCUUUAACAGUGCAGAUGGGUUAAACCAGGGGUGUCAGACAUGAGGCCUGCGGGCCCAAAACCAGCACGGCACAGGUCCACGGCGGUCCAGCAGCAGGAGCAUCAGUUACAGCAGCAGUAGAGAACAUGAAGCAACACUGAGAGGGAAACACCGUCGAGAGUUUGACACCCCUGGAUUAAACAGAUUAAAUAACUGUAGUUAUUCAACGCUUUGGAUGAAAUGAGUAAUGUUAAUAUUAAUGAUGGUUAGUUUUAGGAGGAAAUCUAACAGUUUGUUCACGUUACUCACAUAGAGAACUAACAGAAGAGUUAGGAGACGAGAAUCUCACAUGAACGUCACAUCACUGUCCACAUGGUUCCCAAGUUUCUCGCGCAGGUUGGUGUUCUGUUUUUCCCCACGUUUUGUAUUCGUGCACGGUUCACAGGAUCACCGUUUUUAAUUGAUCGGUAUCUGAGAUUACAGCUGAAUUGUGUUCGGCUGCUUCAGAUUUGAACCUGGGUCGUCUGAGCCUCUCGCUCCACCGUCUCCUCUGAUGGUUUCAUGUCUGUCCUCAUCAGAAGCGCUGUGGCAGUGGUCGUGGCUCAGGCUCGAUGGAUAGCGUUUCUGCAUCUUUAAUAAUCGAUAUAAGCUAAAAUAUCACCAUCUUCACUCAAACCAUGCAGACUGACUUUAACAUGCCGCCCAAAACUCAACCUCCUUGUGAAAGCUUUAAUUUACAACUGCAGAAAAGGUUCAAGUGCAGGUCGAGGUGGAAUCUGCUGCUGUGAAGUUUGUGGAACCGUGUGGCCUGAAGGGAAGUUAGUGAUUUUUCUGAACACUCCUCCAGUUCAUGCGUCCAGACGAACCGGGCCUGGACUCGCCGUGCGCAGCAGCCCGUGCCAUAGAGAACACGCCACCGCCUGGUGUCUUUUUCCUGUUUCACACUGUGAGGAUUCACAUCUGCGUUACCUGAAACCGUUUCAUCGGCCUUUUAACCCCGUGUGAAGUAGAACUCUUUUUUUUUCUUUUCUUUAUUUGUAUUCAGUAUGUUGUGUGGCGCCUCUGAGGUGUCCAGUCCAUCCCAGUGUCUUUAUUCCGAGCAAACAGGAAGUGCAGCUCUUUCUUGCAGUGUUGGUCCAUACACACACACACACACACACACACACAUACAGCCACAACCUGUACACAGAGUCUCAGCGUGGGAAUACUUGAGAAGGGUCCGACUGAGGCGGACCGAGAGCCUGAAAGCAAUAAGUGUCGAUGUGUGACGGUGACGAGGUCUCAGCCCGGCUCUGCCUCCUCAGAGCUGAAAUAAAAGUGCAAUAUGAAACACGA
Salarias fasciatus (jewelled blenny) is the source of this 3398-nucleotide messenger RNA. It is a transcript of the gene ugp2b, whose product is annotated as UDP-glucose pyrophosphorylase 2b. Lineage: Eukaryota; Metazoa; Chordata; Actinopteri; Blenniiformes; Blenniidae. The transcript is spliced from 10 exons. Gene Ontology annotation, molecular function: UTP:glucose-1-phosphate uridylyltransferase activity. The record is from RefSeq and is a predicted model, not a curated record. Gene Ontology annotation, biological process: UDP-alpha-D-glucose metabolic process. Bases 372 to 1898 code for a protein of 508 amino acids.